CCAGAGGCCCAUUUUCAUGAAUAUGUAUCAUUCCGGGGGAUAAAUUCUGUGUGGCAAAGUCUCCCCCGAUCUGAAGAACCAGGAGAGAUCCGCAGUGAGUGCGAGCUGCAUCCUACAUUUCUCCCGGUGGCCUCUCCUCUCCAUGGCCCCCCUGGCUCGCACCCUGGCACUGCUGGCAAUGGCCAUGGCCACUGUGGCCAUCAAGGAGCUGCCCCUGGACAUGGCCCCGAACUCCUUCGAUGACCAGUACCUGAAAUGUAGGGACACCAUGCCCGAGAACCUCCUGGAUCUCCAGCUCUCUGACUUCUGCGGGAAUAAAAUGUUUGCCAAGAACUGGAUGAAGGCCGAGGCCAACUGGGUAGUGGAGGGGUCCAUUCCACACUCUCUUACACCAGACGAGGCCAUCGCCCUCUGGGCCUACACCAUGAAGGAGUUGCACUUGUACAAGCAGUUCAAUGAGGCCGUGCGUGUGGCUGGAAGCAGCAAAUGGAAGUACUGGAACGAAUUCCACUUCAAAUCGCUGCAUUUCCUGCUGACCCAGGCCCUCCAGAAGCUGAGAAACCCGAACCAGUGUUAUGAUGUGUUCCGGGGGGUGAAGAACACCCGGUUCAAGGUGAAGAAAAACGACAAAGUCCGCUUUGGUCAGUUUGCGUCAUCGUCAAUGAGUGAAGAUGUGGCCCAGGAUUUUGGGCAGGACACGCUAUUCAAGGUGCACACGUGCCACGGCGUGGACAUCCAGGAAUUCUCCAAGUAUCCCGAGGAGGAGGAGGUGCUGAUCCCACCCUUCGAGAUCUUCAGUGUAACUGAUGUACGCAAGGAGGGGAACACGAUGGUCAUUGAGCUUCACUCAACCGGGAACGGCAGCAACUAUGACUGCGAGUGGCUGAACGGUGGGAGCCUCCCCAGGAACUCCCCCCACCUCGGGGGGCUUCUCCUGGCCACCGUGGCCAUGGCAGUGGUCACCGGAACCAUCUGAGCCACGAGGCCACCAAGGUUGCUGUGAUCUUGGAGGCCACUGUGGCCACCAUGCCCACAAAUGCCACCAGGACCUGCAGAGAAAUGAGGUCACCAAGGCUACCGAGGCCUCUGUGGCUGUUAUGGUGACUUUGGCCACUGUGACCAUUGUGGCCAUUGUUGCCACUGUGGCCACUUUGGCCCCUAGGACCA
Hirundo rustica (Barn swallow) is the source of this 1167-nucleotide messenger RNA. RefSeq names its product NAD(P)(+)--arginine ADP-ribosyltransferase 2-like. The record is from RefSeq and is a predicted model, not a curated record. The transcript has 3 exons. NCBI's taxonomy places the organism in Eukaryota, Metazoa, Chordata, Aves, Passeriformes, Hirundinidae. Gene Ontology annotation, molecular function: NAD+-protein-arginine ADP-ribosyltransferase activity; NAD+ poly-ADP-ribosyltransferase activity. Bases 143 to 976 code for a protein of 277 amino acids.